AUGAGCAAGGAUGUCACUAACAUAGAGGAUCCUUGGACAGCCGUUUCGGACCCCAAGACUGGUGGGACAUACUACUGGAACAGGUUGACUAAUGAAACAACGAUGGUUGGCGAAGCGAAGCCUUUGGGCAUGUACCGCAAUGGACCUCCACAACAGUCGCAGGAGAGCUUCGGAGGCAUGCUGAUCAACUCGCUUGCCAUCGGUGCAGGCAUCACAGUCGCCUUCUCUUUCGUUAGAUUCUUUUUCUAG
Molecule: messenger RNA, 249 nt
Organism: Guillardia theta CCMP2712
Lineage: Eukaryota; Cryptophyceae; Pyrenomonadales; Geminigeraceae
Exons: 1
Coding region: 1-249 (82 amino acids)
Molecular function (GO): protein binding
Source: RefSeq, a predicted model, not a curated record